AUGGCAACGGCGGCGGCAGCAGCAGAGACGACGACGACAACAACACCACCAAGGCGACAAGCGUGUCGCGGAUCCUGUCACUGCGGAUUGACGCAGUACGUCGUCUUCCUCCGCCUCCCGCAUCCGUUCUCGGCGACCGAUCCGCCGCUCCCGACGGACCAGGAGGUGUACCGCUGCAACUGCAGCACGUGCACCAAGAUGAACUUCUUCCACGUCCACCCGGCCCACCCCCGGGACGACUUCAUGCUCCUGUCGCCGCUCGACCCGGACCGCGAGCUGAGCACCUACCAGUGCUUCGAGAAGCUGCGGAAGUACUACUUUUGUCCCACGUGCGGGGUGCGGUGCCUGACCUUUGGCGGCGUGGGCGAGACCGUCGCCCUGGAGGGAGACGAUGCGGUGUUGGUAGGUGGUGGUGGUGGUGGUGAGGCAGCCGAGGCCGAAGAGGAAGGAGGAGGAGGAGGUGUCCCGGCGCGGCAGGUCUGGCGGGCCAAGUGGGACGGAGACAAAGAUACGACGCCGUACGUUGCCGUCAACGGGACUACGAUUGACCCCAGAGAGGACUUUGAUCUACGUCUCCUCACCGAGCAGAAGAGGGUGCAGUACUUUGACGGCUGGAGCGACCCAAAGGACGAGAAGGACCCGAGAUGGGACAGACCUCAUGAUCGUGGAUGUUAUUGA
Molecule: messenger RNA, 678 nt
Organism: Exophiala spinifera
Lineage: Eukaryota; Fungi; Ascomycota; Eurotiomycetes; Chaetothyriales; Herpotrichiellaceae
Exons: 1
Coding region: 1-678 (225 amino acids)
Molecular function (GO): carbon-sulfur lyase activity
Source: RefSeq, a predicted model, not a curated record